Molecule: messenger RNA, 1398 nt
Organism: Penicillium alfredii
Lineage: Eukaryota; Fungi; Ascomycota; Eurotiomycetes; Eurotiales; Aspergillaceae
Gene: mcsA
Product: putative citrate synthase Cit1
Exons: 3
Coding region: 1-1398 (465 amino acids)
Biological process (GO): tricarboxylic acid cycle; carbohydrate metabolic process
Cellular component (GO): mitochondrial matrix
Molecular function (GO): 2-methylcitrate synthase activity
Source: RefSeq, a predicted model, not a curated record
AUGGCCCUGAGCUGGAGAACCACCCGCCAUGCCACGAGGCUGGCCCAGACAGCACGGCCGUUCCUCUCGGCUCGUCACUAUGCGACCGCCGAGCCCGAUCUGAAGUCCACACUGAAAGAAGUCAUUCCCGCCAAGCGAGAACUUCUGCAGCAGGUCAAGGCUCAGGGCGAUGAGACGAUCGGCGAAGUCAAGAUCGGCAACGUGAUUGGCGGCAUGCGCGGCCUCAAGGCGAUGCUGUGGGAGGGCUCGGUCCUGGAUCCCGACGAGGGAAUCCGCUUCCACGGCAAGACCAUCAAAGACUGCCAGAAGGAAUUGCCCAAGGGCACAUCCGGCACGGAGAUGUUGCCCGAGGCCAUGUUCUGGCUGCUCUUGACGGGCCAGGUGCCCUCCACCGCGCAGGUGCGCUCAUUCUCCCGCGAGCUGGCCGAGAAGUCCCACCUGCCCUCACACAUCCUGGACCUGAUCAAGUCUUUCCCUGCCUCAAUGCACCCCAUGACCCAGCUCUCUGUGGCCGUGGCGGCGCUUAAUACCGAGUCCAAGUUCGCGCAGGCUUACGAGAAGGGCCUCAACAAGGCCGAGUACUGGGAGCCCACCUUUGACGACAGCAUCUCGCUGCUUGCAAAGAUCCCCCGUGUUGCUGCGCUUGUUUUCCGUCCCAAAGAAAUUGAUGCUGUCGGCAGCCAGAAGCUUGACGGCGCCCAGGACUGGUCAUACAACUUUGCCGAACUGCUAGGCAAGGGCGGCUCGCAGAACCAGGACUUCCACGACCUGCUGCGUCUGUACCUGGCUCUGCAUGGUGACCACGAGGGCGGCAAUGUCUCGGCGCACGCCACUCACCUGGUCGGCAGCGCUCUGAGCGACCCCUUCCUCAGCUACAGUGCCGGCCUGUUGGGUCUGGCUGGUCCUCUCCACGGCUUGGCCGCUCAGGAAGUCCUGCGCUGGAUUUUGGCCAUGCAAGAAAAGAUUGGAACUAAGUUCACUGAGGAGGAUGUCCGUACUUACCUCUGGGACACCCUCAAGUCUGGGCGCGUGGUCCCUGGAUACGGGCACGGUGUGCUGCGCAAGCCGGACCCCCGAUUUGAGGCGCUGAUGGACUUUGCCGACACUCGCCCGGACGUCCUGGCCAACCCGGUGUUCCAGCUUGUCAAGAAGAACUCGGAGAUUGCUCCGGGUGUCUUGACUGAACACGGCAAGACCAAGAACCCCCACCCUAACGUGGACGCUGCCUCUGGUGUUCUGUUCCACCACUAUGGCUUCCAGAAGCCCCUUUACUACACAGUCACUUUUGGGGUCAGCCGUGCCCUUGGCCCACUCGUCCAGCUCAUCUGGGACCGCGCUCUGGGACUUCCUAUCGAGCGUCCUAAGAGCAUCAACCUGCAGGGCUUAUUGAAAAAAUAG